AUUGUCACCCACCCGCUCUCUCUUCGCCUCUUCCCUUCCCAAUCCCAACCCAAACCCCUCGCAUCCGCCGCCGCGCGCACCAUGGCGUCGCCACCGCCGCCACGACCACCACCUGAGCUGAUGGACGAGCUUGUCGGCGAGAUCCUCCUCCGCCUCCCGCCGGACGAGCCCGAGCACCUCUUCCGCGCCGCCCUCGUCUGCAAGCCAUGGCUCCGCAUCCUGUGCGACCCGGGCUUCCUCCGCCGCUACCGCGCGUUCCACGGAGCACCUCCACUCCUCGGCCUCCUCCACAGGCUCCAAGUCAGCCAAGGGGACCCGGCUCCCCGCUUCGCCUCGACCACGUCGAUGCCCGACUUCCCCCACCCAGGCUCCGACGGCGACCGCACGCGCCCCCUCGACUGCCGCCACGGUCGCGUCCUCAUCCACAUGCUUGAAGAUGAGAGCCUGGAUCUGGAUCUCCUCGUCUGGGACCCUAUCACGGGCGAACGCCAUGCUGUCCCCGAGCCGGACAUCGACUGGAUGAUCUACACCGCCGCAGUGCUCUGUGCCGCCGACGGAUGCGACCACCUCGACUGCCACGGCGGCCCCUUCCGCGUGGUCUUCCUGGCUACCGACGACUACGACGCACAAGUUAAAGCGACUGUGUAUUCAUCGGUGACAGGUGUGUGGAGUGCGCCAGUAUCUAUUCACGAUGGCUGUGAAUUCUAUGCCAAGCACAAGCGUGAAAUAACUGCACAAAGAGGGUACUACAUACCGUAUGUCAAGCCAAGGCGAGUAGCCGUUAUCGGAGAUGAAAUCUACUUCACGCUGUUGCGAAAUACCGCGAUUGUCAAGUAUGAUUAUUGUGGCAAGAAUUGCUUGUGUGUGAUUGAUCCGCCACCGCCAGACACAGAAGUCUACUGCACUAUGAUUGCCCUCAUGGUGAUGGAUGGCAAUUCACUGGGUCUCGCUGGCAUUGAGGGUUCCAACCUUCAUCUUUGGACAAGGAAGGUAAAGGGAGCUGCUGAAUGGGUACAAUGCAGGGUCAUUGACCUAGACAAAAUCAUGCCCAUGGCCAUGCCCAGUGACAGUCAUGGAGCGUAUGUGGUUGGUUUCGCAGAGGGUUUGGAUGUCAUCUUCAUUCAGACAGAUGCUGGCUUAUUCACGUUCGGCCUCAAGUCUGGGUUGGUGAAGAAGGUUGGCAAACCUGGGGUCUGCUAUUCCAUCUUACCCUACAUGAGCUUCUACACUCCUGACCGUGGUACAUUCUUAUCGCUGGCAUCUGGAGAGGCUCAUUGAUGUCUGAUGUGCCAGUCAAGAGCAAGACCUUGCAAAAUGGAUGAAUCUUUUUAUCAAAUCCUUCACGUUCUGUUGAAAUGCCAACAUCAAGUCUGGUCCCGGUGGUUUCUUGCAGAGCUACUACUACCAAGUCUUUUUCCUGUUGAGAUGCUAAAGAAUGACUGGUUCAAGUCAUUAUGAUUAACUAGUGUUGACAAUUUUGUUUUCUCUGCGUGAUGGGUCAAACCAUAGUUCAUCCAAAUGAACUACUCUCGAUUUCAGUGCAAGGAUUGUUGAACGAAGCAUUGUAACACUUCUUAGAUACAUAACUGGAAGGUUUUGUUUUGGGGGUCUAAUAUAAAGUCUGGCCUCAAUUCUUGUUACUGAGCAGUCCUUGGGAAGCAGGACCAGUUGAUCUAGUUGAUUGAGCAUCAGGUGGCAGCUAUGAUAAAAACGGAUAUAUGCAAACCGAUUUGGAUGUCAUGUUUUUCUGUCUUUUCUUUUUUCUGUUAGUCAAAUUUCUUAUCGUGAACAUAGUUUGCUCUGAUGAUUUCUGGAUGGAGUUCAUUAUUAGAGUCAUGUUUA
Molecule: messenger RNA, 1842 nt
Organism: Sorghum bicolor (sorghum)
Lineage: Eukaryota; Viridiplantae; Streptophyta; Magnoliopsida; Poales; Poaceae
Exons: 2
Coding region: 82-1278 (398 amino acids)
Molecular function (GO): protein binding
Source: RefSeq, a predicted model, not a curated record